GUAUUUCCUCACAUAUUACUGUAACAUAUAGUAUUGAUUAUUUUGUUAUUUCUGUGUCCUGAGUAUUUCAACAAGGGUGCUGUGUGCAUGUUUGGCAAACCAAAUAACAUCCUAUUGCUGUUAUAAUAAUGUAUCCAACGUGCAAUACUUUUAGCACUUUAUUAACUGACAUUUGUUUAGGUUAUGGUAAAAGUAAUUGGUAAUAACUUACAUUGCACAUAGUGAGUCUAUUCUUACUCGAAUUUUGUCGCAAGUAUCCAUUUCUAAAAGUUAUUGCACACACCUUAAUAAAAAUCACACAUAACUGUUACUGUUACAUAAAGGACUCAACACUGAGCGUUUUUGGUUUAUUUUAUUUGUAAUCGAUCAAUACAUGUGCGUAUUUUCCCAUUGUAUACAGUCUAUGUGUAUGAGCCUACUUUGUGCUUGCAUAUAAGAUGCCUCUAAUAAUGUCUCCGCAUAGAAAGCCUUGCUCAGUGUUUAUGUUCUGUUUUGUUCCAGCGCACGGCCCGCCCCUCACGGUGUGGCACGUCCUUACGCUUUUCCACGUCGCAGUCCUGUCUCGGGCGAACUCUCUGCGUGUCUCCAGCUAGGCCAGAGAGUGAUGGCGGCGCCCGUCCUGAGAGUGUCCACCCCUCGGUGGGAAAGAAUAGCUAGGCUUCUCGUUUGCCUAUUGGGCAUACUGCUGUCUAUAUAUGCCUUUCACGUCGAGACAGAAAAGGCUCGGGAUCCGAGUUAUAAGGCGAUGUGCGACGUCAGCAUCUCCAUCAGCUGUUCGAAAGUGUUCAGCUCAAGGUGGGGUCGAGGAUUUGGACUCCUGGGUUCAAUCUUUGGAAAUGACAGUGCACUGAACCAGCCCAACAGUGUCUACGGGAUCGCUUUUUAUGCCUUUCAGCUUCUACUAGGAAUGACUGUGAGUGCAAUGGCCGCCCUUAUUCUCAUGACGACAUCCAUCUUGUCGGUGGUGGGUUCGCUCUACCUGGGCUACAUCCUCUACUUUGUCCUGAAGGACUUCUGCAUCAUCUGCAUCACUACAUAUGCGCUGAACUUCAUUCUCUUUACUCUCAACUACAAGCGACUGGUUUACUUGAACGAAGCCUGGAAGCAGCAGCUGCAGGCCAAGGAGGACUAAAUCUGUGGAGAACGGCAAGACAAGUACGACAAACAAACAAAGAAAAAGUAAAAAAAGAAACGUGACCUCUGAACAUUUGACUUGCCACCAGGAGACCUUGCUUCCAAACGAUGUUUAUUCUGCUGUGUGUUAAAAAAAAAAUUGAAGAAAUUUAACUUAAAUGUUGGGCCUGUUGCAAACACGGAGGAUUUGUAAGUGAAAGGUGUUUUUUUCUUUUUUUUUCUUCCUUGUUUAACAUAUUAAGGGGGCUGGCUGUGUGUGUGCA
Messenger RNA from Notothenia coriiceps (black rockcod), 1397 nucleotides. It is a transcript of the gene vkorc1l1, whose product is annotated as vitamin K epoxide reductase complex, subunit 1-like 1. The record is from RefSeq and is a predicted model, not a curated record. The coding region runs from base 605 to 1132 and encodes 175 amino acids. Lineage: Eukaryota; Metazoa; Chordata; Actinopteri; Perciformes; Nototheniidae. Gene Ontology annotation, biological process: peptidyl-glutamic acid carboxylation; vitamin K metabolic process. The transcript has 3 exons. Gene Ontology annotation, molecular function: vitamin-K-epoxide reductase (warfarin-sensitive) activity.